ACCUCCACUCUGCAAUCGCUCAGAAAAGUUUCAUCAUCUCAGAAACACCCAGAAAGGAAAAAAAAAAAAAAUUUACUCUUCUGCACCUGCUCAGCUUCUUUGCUUCUGUAGUUUCGUCUCGUUGCUCUUUGCCUCCGCCAUUCUCGUGCUUCCUGAUUCAUCUGGUGCCGACUUGCUUUUCAUGUACCAUUUGAAUGUGCUGAGAAAAAGGGCGUCAUCCAAGUCGUCGUGAGUUUUGCAUUCACGUAAUAAACACGAAGGAUGGAUGGUGGUUGGAGUUUCGAGCAGAAGACGCUGAUCAGCGAGCUGAUCCAAGGGAUGGAGUUUGCAAAGGAAUUGCGGGGCCACUUGACUUCGGCGCCUUCGACUGAAGCCAGGGACGUGCUGAUGCAGGGGAUUCUGUCGUCCUACGAGAAGGCUCUCCUGAUUCUCCAGUGGGGUGGACCAAUGCCACAGUCUCAGCCCGUCGUGGCGGUCUCUGGCAUCCCCGAAUCACCGCUCUCUGUCAACGGGAGCCCUCGGAGCGACGAAUUCGAAAAGGGGAUUGGCGAUCAUCAGCAGAACAGAGAUAUAUCCAAAAAAAGAAAGCUGAUGCCAAAAUGGACGGAUCAAGUCAGAAUUAGUUCUGAGAAUGGGCUUGAAGGACCUCAUGACGAUGGAUAUAGCUGGAGGAAGUACGGACAGAAAGACAUCCUCGGAGCCACAUAUCCCAGAAGCUACUACAGAUGCACCUACCGUAACACCCAGAAUUGUUGGGCUACAAAGCAAGUGCAACGAUCGGAUGAAGACCCCACAGUCUUUGAGAUCACUUACAGAGGUACACAUACGUGUGGCAAUUCCGGGCCUUCGGUCCCAUCACCAGCGUCCUCGGAAAAACAAGAACAGAAGCAAAUUAAUCACCAGAGCAAUCAUCAUCAACAUCUACAACAACAACAAUCACAGGAGAUGUUGUCAAAGUUUCGAGCAGGACUGAGGGUCGAUACCAAUAACUUGGACAACAAUGAAAAGGCAUACCAUCCUUUCUCUUUCCCCUCAGCAUCAGUCGGACUCUUGCAGAUUGAACACUGCAGCUCCUCCACUUUGACAAACGUUAACAGCAGUCUUUUCGGGAGCUUCUCAUCGACAUUUUUCUCUCCAUCAACCCCGGAAUCAUGUUAUUUUUCCAUGCACCAGGCAAAUGACUUGGGGCAGGCCCACAAUAUGCAACAUUUGGAGUCUGAUCACAACGAGAUCAUCUCAACCAACACCUCGUCAACAAAUUCGCCAAUAAUGGACCUUGAAUUCUCCCUCGAUCAAGUUGGGAUUGACCCAAAUUUCCCAUUUGACACCUCGUUUUUCCCUUGAUUCAUCAGAUGAUAAUAAAAACCAAUAUGAAAGGUAGGGAAGAUGCAAAUAGCCAGAUAAGCUUUUGUAGCCAUUGCCGCAGCUUGUAUUUUAAGGAGUGAGGUUUUAUGCUUUUUAUGGGGAGGUUCUAAGGAUACAAAAGAGCCUCCUCCAUUAUCAGCUAAAAGAUCAGACCAGUACAUUUAUUUUCUUCAAA
Eucalyptus grandis is the source of this 1540-nucleotide messenger RNA. RefSeq names its product probable WRKY transcription factor 53. Gene Ontology annotation, biological process: regulation of DNA-templated transcription. Gene Ontology annotation, cellular component: nucleus. The record is from RefSeq and is a predicted model, not a curated record. The transcript is spliced from 3 exons. Gene Ontology annotation, molecular function: DNA-binding transcription factor activity; transcription cis-regulatory region binding. The coding region runs from base 262 to 1344 and encodes 360 amino acids. Lineage: Eukaryota; Viridiplantae; Streptophyta; Magnoliopsida; Myrtales; Myrtaceae.